GUCACAGUGACUUGGUGAACCAAGUAGGUGAUACCCGUAGAAAUCUUUCGCUCCAACAACCUAAAGUGCUACACAACACUUACGAUUAUCGUUGAAGAAGAAAUAUAAAAAGAAUAGUAAAACCGUGAAAAUGAUGUCUGAUCAUCGACGUUACACGGAUGGAGAAACUUACGGCGGAUUCUGGAAUACUCCAAGUGCUAUUCAACAACAACAGCCGGGCUAUGACCAAAGUUAUCCGCAACAUCAGUACCAAUAUUAUCCAGCGGCGGUGUCGUCGGCUUCACAUCUCAACGCCGAUCCUUACAACAAUCAUCCAGCCAUUCCCCUAUCACCUCCAUCGUCUAGGCCUGUCUCCGUGAGUCCCGAUGAAAACAGCCUAACUGCAUCAAAUAGCGGUGCUCAUCUCAUGCCGCUCUACUCCACCGGGAGACCAUCAUUCCACCAAUCCAGUUAUAUAACUGGGAUUAAGCCGGAUCCGGAUCGUGAAGAUCAUCGUAAUUUCUUUCAGCAGCGUCACCAUACAUCUUCCAUCGACAAGGAACCAAACAUGGUCCCAUCUGAAGAAGAUUGUGGUACCUACGGAAGCAUGUCUCAGACAGAAGACUCAUUGGAUUCAGAAGGCGAUGAAUCAACGUCUGGGCACACGUUGGUACCCGAAUCUUCGUCUUCUUCUGGUUCUUCAAGCGCAUCAACGGCGGUAGAUCACAAUGCCCAACAUCAUUUGGAUGGACAUCAAGGACGUCGUUGUCUACUUUGGGCUUGCAAGGCUUGCAAAAAGAAGAAUGUCACGGUCGACCGGCGUAAAGCUGCCACGAUGAGGGAGCGACGGCGCCUUAGAAAAGUCAAUGAAGCCUUUGAAUCGUUGAAGCGUCGCACAAGCAACAAUCCGGGUCAACGGCUGCCUAAAGUGGAGAUUCUUCGCAAUGCCAUCGAAUAUAUCGAAUCACUAGAAGAUAUGUUGUCAUCCUCACGAGAUCCUUCCACGUCGGGUGGCAACGGCAGCGAUUCCGGUCAAAAUCGGGGAGAAAAUGAACCCAUAUCGGUCCACAACAACGGCUAUGUAAGUCUGCUCAAGCACAACGGUUGUUUUUCAAAUGAAUGGCUAUAUGUUUCAUUUUCUACAUUUACGUCCAAUAAUAUUACCUCUUUUUUUUCUCUUGCAUUUUUUGUUUUCAUGAAAUAUCCGCAGAUGACGAACGUUGUUGCUUACUACCAGACCCGACUUCAUCAGUUUAGUGAAUGCCUGACCAGCUUCUCGCCGUUAAUCGGUAACGACGGAUCGGGUGUAGGACAAGGAUCUGCUCCGGGUUCAUCCAGUCUCGAUCGACUCAGUUUCAUUGUCGAGAGUUUGGCUACAACUUGCACGACAACCACUGCACCAACCAACACCAGCACAGUCUGACAAUUUC
This is a messenger RNA of Daphnia carinata, 1409 nucleotides long. It is a transcript of the gene nau, whose product is annotated as myogenic-determination protein-like. Lineage: Eukaryota; Metazoa; Arthropoda; Branchiopoda; Diplostraca; Daphniidae. The transcript has 4 exons. Gene Ontology annotation, biological process: muscle organ development; regulation of transcription by RNA polymerase II; positive regulation of myoblast differentiation. Bases 131 to 1402 code for a protein of 423 amino acids. Gene Ontology annotation, molecular function: DNA-binding transcription factor activity, RNA polymerase II-specific; protein dimerization activity; RNA polymerase II cis-regulatory region sequence-specific DNA binding. The record is from RefSeq and is a predicted model, not a curated record.